Glycine soja is the source of this 2931-nucleotide messenger RNA. RefSeq names its product serine/threonine-protein kinase OSR1-like. Gene Ontology annotation, molecular function: ATP binding; protein kinase activity; protein serine/threonine kinase activator activity. Bases 303 to 2393 code for a protein of 696 amino acids. NCBI's taxonomy places the organism in Eukaryota, Viridiplantae, Streptophyta, Magnoliopsida, Fabales, Fabaceae. The record is from RefSeq and is a predicted model, not a curated record. Gene Ontology annotation, biological process: protein phosphorylation. The transcript is spliced from 19 exons.
GCAUAUUGGUGUUUGGUGAGUGGUGAUAAGUGCCCAACAAUCGGUGCAUGGUUGGUUGGUUGGUGAGAGAGAAGGGUAGGAGAGGAAACAGACGUGAUUUUAUUAUUACUCCUUUUUUGAUCAACUAACUAGAGCAGAUAGGUAAUGCGUAAUGAUAUUGAAUUGAUACAUAGCAUAAAUAACAAUCCAAGUGUAGAAAGAGUGACACAUGAUAAGUGAGUCUGAACUCGGUCUAGCAUUAGAAAAGACAGACAAGACAAGGUGUUGUUGGAACAUAUAACAAGGAAUAUCGUUGGUUGCAAAUGGGAGGGUACUCUACGAACCCCGCGGACUACAAGCUUCUAGAAGAAGUUGGUUAUGGAGCCACCGGCACCGUCUACAGAGCGAUCUAUCUCCCCUUCAACCAACUGGUGGCCAUCAAGUCCUUCGAUCUCGAUCGCUGCAACGUCAAUCUCGACGACCUGCGCAGGGAGGCCCAAACCAUGAGCCUCAUCGACCACCCCAACGUGGUGAGGGCGCUCUGCUCCUUCGCCGUGGACCGGAGCCUCUGGGUGGUCAUGCCCUUCAUGGACCAGGGCUCCUGCCUCCACCUCAUCAAGAUAGCUUACUCCCACGGCUUCCAUGAAGACGUUAUCGGAUCCAUCCUCAAGGAGACUCUCAAGGCCCUCCACUACCUCCACCGCCACGGCCACAUUCACGGCGACGUCAAGGCCGGUAACAUUCUACUCGACACCUCCGCCUCCGUCAGGCUCGCCGACUUCGGCGUCUCCGCUUGCUUGUACGACAACGCCGGCGACCGUCACCGUUCCAGAAACACUUUUGUUGGAACCCCUUGCUGGAUGGCUCCUGAGAUGCUGCAACCUGGAAGUGGCUAUAAUUCCAAGGCCGAUAUUUGGUCUUUUGGGAUUACGGCACUUGAGUUGGCUCAUGGCCAUGCUCCAUUUUCAAAAUAUCCUCCAAUGAGGGUUCUCCUAAUGACAAUACAGAAUGCCCCUCCUGGACUUGAUUAUGAUCGAGAUAAAAAGUUCUCUAAGUAUUUUAAGGAAAUGGUUGCUAUGUGCCUGGUAAAAGAUCAAACAAAAAGGCCAUCAGCAGAGAAGUUACUGAAACAUUCCUUCUUCAAACAUGCUAAGCCUCCCGAGCUCUCUGUAAAGAAAUUGUUUGCUGACUUACCACCUCUUUGGAAUCGUGUAAAAGCCCUCCAGCUCAAAGAUGCAGCACAACUAGCAGUGAAGAAAAUGCCUUCUACAGAAGAAGAGGCAAUAUCUCGGAGUCAAUAUCAACGAGGAGUUAGCGCGUGGAAUUUUGAUAUUGAUGAUUUGAAAGCUCAAGCUUCAUUGGUGAGGGAUGAUGAUGAUAUUGCAGAGAUGAGGGAAGAAGCUGAAAAGAAAUUUUUUACUAAUUACAAGGCCAUUGCAAUUGAUUCCCAGUCUGGUACUGUCAAAAUGAAUUCAGAGAAAUCACCACAGAAUAAAAUCACAUCACAGGUAGGUGCUUUUGACAUAAAACAGACUGAGCAGGAUGAAUACUUGAACAAAAAGGAGAAGAAUCCCAAAAGUGAUCUCCAGGAACCUGGAUUGCCCAAAAAUAUUAUUUGGAAGAGAAAUGGGUCAAUUACGGAGGCAACAACAUCUACUCUAGAGAAAGAUAUAGGUAUGUGCAAAAUCAAAGGUCAAUCCAGGAAAAUCCGUCAAACCCAAAGUGGACCGCUGUUGCCAGGCACUGUUCUCAGUCAUUCUGCAUUAGAAAGGGGACGAACAUUAGAAAGGCUUGAGAAUGGAAAUCAGUUACUGGGUGAGAAAAAUAACCAUGAAGCGCGACGAGCGCCAAGUUUUAGUGGUCCAUUGAUGCUUCCAAUGCGAGCUUCAGCAAAUAGUUUAUCGGCUCCAAUAAAGUCUUCUGGAGGAUUCAUAGAUUCCUUGGAUGACAAGUCUAAGGCUAAUCUAGUGCAAAUUAAAGGGCGAUUCUCUGUGACAUCAGAAAAUUUAGAUCUUGUGAAGGAUAUUCCCGUAAGUUCAGUUUCACGCCGAUCUUCACAGGGAUCAGUAUCACCACUGCAGAAAUCUGCCAGUGUUAGUGAUUGGAUGUUCGAUUCCAAACAAAUGUCCACCAAAGAUUCUAUCACCAACGGUAUCUCUGCAUCAUUUCUUACAACUCACCUUCAAAAUCUUUUACAGCAAACAUCUAUUCAACAAGAUCUUAUAAUGAAUCUGUUAAAUAGCUUGCAAUCUGCUGAAGCAAUUGAAGUUUCACAGAAUGGGAAGUUGCCACCAUUACCUCGCAGUUCAGAAAUCAAUGGAAGUGUUGAUACAGCAGCUUCAGAGAGGGAACGUCUUCUGCUGCUCAAAAUUUCAGAGCUUCAGACUCAGUUCGAUGAUCACUUUGACUGGUGAGCUGACAGCUGAGAAGUUAAAACACAUGCAGUUGCAACAACAGCUAAUUCUCUACAGUCAGGAACAAAAUAGGGACAAGAGAGAUGAAGUUGCAUGAAAGCUGAUUAAUUAUGAUCUGAUCUUUCCUUAAUGAACAUCCAAUUGACUGAUGAACCUCUGCCAAAGCAGAAUGGCUUUUGGAUAUUGAAAAAUAAGAGUUGCAUAUCUUCUGCAAUCCAACUUGCCUUGCCAUCAAUAAGUUUCUAUGAAUAUCUAUAGUUCGGCAAGGCCAAUAUACAGAGUUACAGACAUAAUUUCUCAAAAGUUAAUCUCAUUUAUUUCAUUCAAAAUUCCGAUGUAACCGAGCUCCCUGCUGUAUCUUCUGCAACCUGGUAAGUUUGCAGAUCCAUAACGGGUUGUUGUAAAGAAAUUUAUUGGGACACAACCCGUGGGGAAUUAAUGUAUGAUAUAUCACUACAUAUUGAACUGUUAUUUUCAUAGCAGCUAAAGCUUGUAUAUGAUUAAUUAACGUGUUGUUGUACCAAUUGAAAAGGCUGUA